AAAAAUGGCGGGACUUUUAAGGAAUUUUGUCUCUCCAGAUACCCUGGACGAUUGGAAAGAGAGCAUACGAUCGUUUAUAUCCUGUUUGCAGGAUCGUCGUUUGGGAAUGGCGGGGAUUGGAUUUGGAACAGCAAUGCUGAUGUACACAACUCGCAAAUCGAUAACAAACCAACGUGAGAUAACGGACAAAGAGGAAGCCUUGGCAAAUUAUCCUUCAUUAUGGAAUCAUUCAAACUUGAUGGCUAAACAUCUCACACCUGAUCUUUAUGCUAAGCUCCUUUGCUUCCAAACAUCAAGUGGGUUUACACUAGACCAAGCGAUUCAGCCAGGCAUAGACAAUCCGAGCCAUCCACACAUCUGCGUCUCAGGGAUUAUUGCUGGGGAUGAAGAAUCGUAUCAAGUAUUUGGAGAACUAUUUGACCGCAUUAUCGAGGAGCGCCAUAACGGUUACAAGAAAACCAGCAUGCAUGUGACAGAUUUAAAUCCAGCAAAACUUAAGCAUGGAAAGUUUGACGAGAAUUUUGUGCAAUCUUGCCGAGUCAGAGCAUCUAGAUCACUGAAAGGAUACAGGUUGCCACCGAUGUGUAGCAGAAAAGAAAGACGCGCGAUUGAAGCUUUUGUGAAAAGCGUUCUAUCCAGCCUUAGCGGAGAUCUUGAGGGAUGUUACUAUUCGAUAUCAGCUUUAGCAUCUGACGACUGCCACCAUCUUGUUUUYGACCAAUCACACUUGGAUAAACCUACCAAUCGAUACUUCGUCAGCAGUGGGUUAGCUCGUGAUUGGCCCGACGCCCGAGGYAUUUGGCAAUCGAAAGACAAAAACUUGAUUGUUCGAGUUAACGAGGAAGAUCAUUUAAAGAUUAUCGCAACAGAGGCUGGUGGUGAUAUCGAGAAAGUAUACGAGCGUUUCUACAAAGGGAUCACAGAAUUAGAGAGAAGAAUUGAAGCAUGUGGAGCAGUGUUCAUGCGCAAUAGCCACCUUGGAAAUAUCACAACGUGUCCAAGCAACCUUGGUACUUCGCUGAGAGCUAGUGUUCUGGUGAAGCUCCCUAAUCUUGGAAAGGACACAAGGUUUGCUGCUAUCUUGUGCGCAUUGAGGUUGCAGAAACGCGGAACAGAUGGAUUGGAAAAACCAAUCGAAGACGACGUCUAUGACAUUUCAAACGCAGACAGACUUGGAUAUACUGAGGUUCAACUCGUSCAGAAACUCAUCGAUGGUGUUAAUCUUCUUGUCAAAAUGGAAAAAAGAUUGGAGCGGGGACAAUCACUGACAGACAUUGCACCAUUCCGACUAUGAUAUAACAAUUGAUGGAAGAUCACGUGACUAUCACUAUAUAUGAAUGAAGACAUGUUGUUAAAUUUAAAACAGCUGAAGUAAAAAUGUGCCUUCUCCGUU
Molecule: messenger RNA, 1393 nt
Organism: Exaiptasia diaphana
Lineage: Eukaryota; Metazoa; Cnidaria; Anthozoa; Actiniaria; Aiptasiidae
Product: creatine kinase B-type
Exons: 5
Coding region: 5-1294 (429 amino acids)
Biological process (GO): phosphocreatine biosynthetic process
Molecular function (GO): creatine kinase activity
Source: RefSeq, a predicted model, not a curated record